UCCUAGCUUGAUGCAGGGGUGCUGUCGACAGCCUGCAGCUUCAGAAAAUAAAGCAGACUAAUUUAUCCCGGGUAUUAUAAUCGUGCCGGAAGAUGGUGGCUAAACAGAGGAUCCGCAUGGCCAACGAGAAACACAGCAAGAACAUCACGCAGAGAGGAAACGUAGCCAAGACGCUGCGACCACAAGAGGAGAAGUAUCCUGUGGGUCCCUGGCUGCUGGCUCUCUUUGUAUUUGUUGUGUGUGGAUCAGCCAUAUUUCAAAUCAUCCAGAGCAUCCGUAUGGGGAUGUGACGCAGAAGGAGCGUCCGUACCCCACUCAUGCCCUCCCUGAGCCUAGCUAGCCCUAGGAGACUUACGCCAAAGCUUCGGAUCCAGCAGACCUCAGAGAGAAGCCUCCUCAUACACCACCCCUCCUGGGGACAUCUCCCCGCCCUCGAUCAGCGUUUACAUUGUUGCAGUCUGUGGUACUGACAGCUUUUCUAUGGACAGUCUAAAACCACGCUGGCUGGAGAACAUGCGUGUCUCAUUACUCACUUGGCACUUGUGUGUAUGAAGUUUUGACUGUUGAUGUGAAAGUGUGCGCGGCCAGGGAUUCCUGCUGACAAUGUGCCAUAUAGGUCUAUUAAAGUAUUCGUCUGUGUUAUGUGAUAAGAAUCUUUUUUCAAAUAAAUGUCAAACAU
Molecule: messenger RNA, 679 nt
Organism: Cottoperca gobio
Lineage: Eukaryota; Metazoa; Chordata; Actinopteri; Perciformes; Bovichtidae
Gene: serp2
Product: stress-associated endoplasmic reticulum protein family member 2
Exons: 3
Coding region: 93-290 (65 amino acids)
Biological process (GO): endoplasmic reticulum unfolded protein response
Cellular component (GO): endoplasmic reticulum
Source: RefSeq, a predicted model, not a curated record